Messenger RNA from Bombus terrestris (buff-tailed bumblebee), 3319 nucleotides. Its product is annotated as elongation of very long chain fatty acids protein 6. Gene Ontology annotation, cellular component: endoplasmic reticulum membrane. Gene Ontology annotation, biological process: fatty acid elongation, saturated fatty acid; fatty acid elongation, polyunsaturated fatty acid; fatty acid elongation, monounsaturated fatty acid. Lineage: Eukaryota; Metazoa; Arthropoda; Insecta; Hymenoptera; Apidae. Bases 235 to 1062 code for a protein of 275 amino acids. Gene Ontology annotation, molecular function: fatty acid elongase activity. The transcript is spliced from 3 exons. The record is from RefSeq and is a predicted model, not a curated record.
UUGGUAAUUAUAAUUAGUCGGUUAUGCGCGCUCGCAGAUAUAGCACUUGGCAUGAAACUCUUGGAUUAUCUUCAUCGAAUUUAGGAAUUAUCUGUACGAAAAUUCAACACCAAAGUGAAUUAUUGCCUGGAAAAAGAAGAACCGUGUUUAGUGAUAUAAUCGUGUAAUUAGCUACAACUGACAGUGUUCUCUGUUAAUUUUGUUAAGGUGAACGAGUAUAAGAAAUAUUACAAAAUGAACGAUGUGAAUUAUUUCAUGAAUGUCACUGGUCCCGAGCACUGGAUAAUAUUUGACUUUGAAACAACUGACUUUAUCUGGAACGUUCUGAUAUGGAUGAGAAAUUAUUGGUGGAAGUGCUUUUACUAUACUGCUAUCUAUUUAGUCGUCAUUUUCACAGGGAAGCUUUAUAUGUCAAAUAAACCAAAGUUUGAUCUGAGGAAUACACUCGCGUUAUGGAGCGGAUUGCUUGCAAUAUUCUCCAUUAUAGGAACUAUAAGAACAAUGCCAGAGUUGUUUCACAUAUUAUACAAUCACGGAUUUUACUAUAGUAUUUGUUCGAACAGUUACUAUACUCAUGAUCAUGUGUGUGCUUUCUGGUCGAGUUUGUUCGCCUUAUCAAAGAUCGUAGAACUUGGCGAUACUGUCUUCAUCGUGUUACGAAAGCAGCCAUUAAUAUUUCUACAUUGGUAUCAUCAUAUAACGGUUAUCUAUUUCACAUGGUACUCUUAUGCACUACUCACGGGAACAUCCAGAUGGUAUAUCGUGAUGAAUUACUUUGUCCAUUCCUGGAUGUACUCUUACUAUGCUCUUAAAGCAAUGGGAUUCAAACCACCAAGAUUCAUCGCCAUGAUGAUUACUACGAUGCAGCUAGUGCAAAUGGUCGUAGGUUUCUUUGUAACUGGCGCGGCUUACUAUUAUAUAACUAAUGGGGAGAAAGAAUGCCACGCCACGACUCUCAACAUCGUUUCCGGUUUGCUCAUGUACUUCAGUUACUUCGUUCUAUUCGCUAUGUACUUUUACAAGACCUAUCUGGCUGGCAAUAGCAGGACGAAAGUCGAAUAGGAAUACCAUCCCAAUAGAACAAACGAUUUUGCAGAAAUGCUAUUUAAAAAUCGUGCUACCUAUACUGCAUACAAUAUUUACGUUUGUAUUUAUGGUAGUUUUAUUAUACGAAAUAUUUUGAAAUCUCACUAAUACUGUAACGAGACACGACUAUCGUGAUUACGAUGGUAAAAUUUGAAACGGAUCUGAAAAUGUAGAAACAUUCGAUAGCUACUCAUCAUCGUUACUAGGCGAAGGUUCGAGAUCAAGUAGUGUAACAUGAUCCUGUGUCAGACAUCGCUGAGACAAUGUAUCUAGGUACUAGCUCAAAAGCGAAAGCUUCUUAUUUGCAACUUUUUUCAAGUUUUAAAGUAAACUUUUACUAUUUGUAAGAUCUUUCUGAUUAAAACGAGACCAAACACGAUAUAAUUUGAGUUACAUUUACUUAUUGAUAUGUAUUUAAUUAUCGUUUAUCAAGUAAGCAAAUAUGCUCAAAAUUAUAUCGUGUUUGGUCUCGUUCUAAUCAGAAAAAUGUAACAAACAUAUCGGCGGAAGUUUCAUUGAUCAUAAAUUAAAAAUAGAAAAUAUUGAUUUUACGCCUCCUUAAACGUUUGUUGACCGCUUUGACUCUCGAUUUUUCUUCGUUUCUUACUCGUGCUGUCCUUUUUUACGUUCGCUAUGUCUAAGAUCUGAGUUUUGAGGAAUAGGAUCGUUUCAGCAUCUCCAUAAUUGCAACACUUAGGUCCCGAUUUUCGUGCAAUUAUCAAACGUUUGCAUAUGUAGAAGUUACAAGAUAUUUAUUGAAAACAUACACUUCGCAAAAACCCUGAAGGUAUUCGAUAGUCAAUUAUUCAGCAUAUUAAUAAGCUAUAAUAUUCAGUCCAUCCUUAGCACUAACUAUAUGUUUAAGACUAUUAUUUAUAUUGUAUAUUAACUUCGUUUUGUCGGUACAGUGCAGAAUUAAAUGUUGAACAUUUAACAGUACAACGCCUGACGGGCAUCAACAUAUUCACAAUUAUAGCUCACGGUAACAGCUUAGUACCGGCACAACAACAUUAUCCAUGCGUCGGCAACAUACGAGAUCGCAUUUCCAACCAUUGCCCAUUUUACAAAAGUAUCGAAAUUUAUUAUUAAAGAAACGGUUAUAAUAGCAUUGUUACUUGAUGAGAAAGAAGAGUGUAUAGAAAUCUGGGAUUAAGAAAGAGCGAAGGUGAAUUUCAUACACUACAUAUAUAUGUAAAUAUGUCAACGACCCAAUCUCAGAUAUUAUUUAAAAAAAUCGAAAAUGUUAUUCAAAAACGAAAUACAAAUUUUAGAAAAGCAAUAACGACCAUAGAGAAACUGGCAAUAUAUUUAAUUCUCGCUUGUCUAUAAUUUCAUAUUUUAAUACGUCCCUCGGUGACUAUUUGUCAUAAGAAAUGAAUGAAAUGAGAAGAUAAACAAUAUUAUAAAUUCUUUUAUCGAAUAUAGGAAAAUAAAUAUUUAGGCUAUUAAGAUUUCGCAUUCUUCACAAAGAAUAAAUCUAUGCGAUGGACAUAUAGCUCUUUCGUCCUUGUCACAGUGUGCACUAUGCACAUUUGUAUUCUGUUUUUUCUUUGUCAAAAAUAUGACAAUGACUCUUUUUCGUAGAAAUCGUAUGUAUGUCUCUAAUGACCAUUAUAAGAAGCCACAUGGAUCGAUAUACCUUGUACAUAUAUUGUGCAUAAUUUACAGAGCGACACAUUUGUGCGUGAUGCUAUGUAUGGUUAUACCAAAGAAUGUACAAUUUUAACUAGACAAAGGUGACUAUGCUAUUGAGGAUAAGUGGACGCAGUUCUAUUAAAAUGUAUGUAAAUAAUGUGAAUUUGUCUAUGUUGGUCUGAAAUACGAUCGUAUACAUAGGUUGGACAUUCCAGGGGGGUAAGGGUUAAGGUUAGGUUUAGGUUUAGGUUUAGGAUUGGGUUAGGGUUAGGGUUAGGUUUAGGUUUAGGUUUAGGGUUGGGUUAAGGUUAGGGUUAGGUUUCAACAAGACUCUUGACAAGGCAAUCUCGGAAAUUGUGCUUUACAAGACGCUUUUACAAACAGACACUAGAGAACACUGCGAUCGAGAUGUUAACACCAUCCUUUGGUGAAAGUGUUAAACAUAAAAAGAAUAAACUAAAUUGAGAUUGUUCAAUGUAAACUGAAUACAAUUACAAUGCAAAUGACUAAAAUAGACUUUUCAUAGUUCUUCACCAAUUAUUUCAAGUAUUUGAUAGAGAAAAAUGUUGUUUAAAUAAAUAUCAAUUAUGAGCCAUUA